This is a messenger RNA of Eimeria tenella, 1146 nucleotides long. Its product is annotated as poly(A)+ RNA export protein, putative. The transcript has 10 exons. Gene Ontology annotation, biological process: transcription-dependent tethering of RNA polymerase II gene DNA at nuclear periphery; RNA export from nucleus. The record is from RefSeq and is a predicted model, not a curated record. Gene Ontology annotation, cellular component: nuclear pore. NCBI's taxonomy places the organism in Eukaryota, Apicomplexa, Conoidasida, Eucoccidiorida, Eimeriidae. Bases 1 to 1146 code for a protein of 381 amino acids. Gene Ontology annotation, molecular function: ubiquitin binding; RNA binding.
AUGUCAUUUGGCUUCACUCGUUCCACAACGGAAUCGGCCAACUACUAUUCAAAGCAAAAUUCAACUGAGCUUCCAAAUGGACCGUCGGAUUCAGUGUCUCAGCUGGCAUGGUCUCGUGAUGGGCAGGCACUGGCCUGUGCUUCGUGGGACCGAACAUGCCGGGUCUGGCAAAUAACAACUCAACCUGCGGCCUUUGGCAGCAGUGGCCAAAGCGUUUACAAAGGGAACCCGCAGUCGCUGUUCACAGAAACUGCACCUAUUCUAUCUUGCUGCUUUGGAGAUACAACACAGAUGCUGCUUACAGCGGGAUGCGACAAGCAGGUGAAGGCGUAUGACCUCAUCAGCGGCCGGACCACAGGGCAGGUCAUCGGGCAGCAUGAUUCUCCUGUAAAUUUCGUGGCAUGGAACCCUAUGUACAAGUUGGUUAUCAGCACAAGUUGGGACGGAGCUGUGAAGAUGUGGGAUGGCAAACAGCCCAACCCAGUUUGGCAGCAGAAUGUUGGCGCGAAAAUAUGCAAGGCGGCUUUCCACGACUGUUUCCUGGGGAUUUGCGACACUUUUCAUGACUGUUUGAUUUUAAAUGUUCCUCUUCUUUUCCAGCAGAACCAGAUAGCCUUUCCUGUCACAACGCCGAGCGCUGCAGCUGCUGCUUCUAUACCGGUCUUCACUAAGGCUGGAUCUCAAUAUCAGAAAAUGCAAACGCGAUCUAUUGCGUUCUUCCCCGACGACGCUUCACAAUCACCAGGGGCUGCAAUUGGAAGCGUAGAAGGCAGAUGUAGCAUUGUGUACAUCAAAGAAGAACAUAAGGAUCUGAUGGCAUUAUCGUCUGCUGGGACAAAGAUUCGAGGCAGAAAAGUUCAUCAGACUCUCCCUGCAUGUUUCUUGAGCAUGUCAUUUCUGGAUGGCCGUCUGCGUGUCAUCUUUUCGCUCGACGCUUUUUAUAGACUGAAGACAUUUGAACCUGCGGGCGCGCCGAUAGCGGAUUUGAAAUAUGACCCCACAUCAACGGCGCUCGCAUACGCUGUGUCUUACGACUGGAAUAAGGGCCCAGACCAGCAAGAGAUGGCAAAAGGACAUCAUGUUUACAUUCAUGCAAUGAAAGAAGAGGACCUCCGCCCACGUCCGAAGAACACCCAGCGUCGCUGA